UGGAAUGGAACGAACUUUCUAUUCCAUCGGGCUAGCUAGGCCCUCUGGAUAACUGUCAGACAAAGAUCUCUAGAGUGCACACCCCAUAAACGGCCUAACUGUAGCAGUCCAAGUCCGAGGUACUGAUCAACGUACCCCCCAACUAUUAAAAAGUGUAAGGAUAAUCCCGACGAGGUUCCAAUUCCUUGAGAUACCACAAAGGAAUGUUUGGAGCUAAUGAUACCAAUCCUAUGCUACCUUUCUCAAUGGAGGGUUUUAGGUUGCAUAACAAUGCAAAUCUGGUUGUACCACAGAUGCAAAUAGAUGUUGGGGACAAGAACACCAGUUUUUUAAGUCUACCGGAGAAACAAGCAUUGAGGACGCCAAACUUCAUUCAGCACAAGUUUCCUGUGACAUCCUAUGACAAUAAUUGCCAGAAUGAUGCUGCACGAGCCAGGAAUAUGUUGAAGCAAAUCCCUGUCUCUACUGGUCUCAAGCUUUCAUACGGAGAAGAGGAGCGAAGUUCGUCUAUUUCAUCUCCUGGUGAAAGCAUGAGGGUUAUUUUGUCAUCGAUACUGUCUCAGUCCCACAAUAAUAAUCUGCAAUCGGAGUUUGCACGACAGAGUGAUGAAUUCGAUCAGUAUAUCAUGAUACAGGAAGAAAACAUCAGGAAGGGUAUUACAGAACUAAAUCAUCGACACACGAUUUCUCUGUUGAAUGCUGUCGAGAAAGAAGUGAACCUCAGAAUGCAUGAGAAAGACGUUGAGAUACAGACUUUGAACCAGAUAAACAAGGAGCUAAUGGAGAAAAUAAGGCUGAUGGCGAUAGAAGCUCAGUUGUGGCACUCGAGAGCAAAACAAAAUGAGGCUCUUGUCAACGUCUUAAGGAAUAACAUUAAUCAAGUCUUUCUGCAAGGUGCUGCUGCAUUGAAGGAAGGGUGUGGCGAUAAUAUGGAAGAUGAUGCUGUUUCUUCGUGCAAUCGGAAUCUUCUAGAACCUUCAUUUGAUCAUCGAAACGUUGUUUCUUCGAAAGAGCUGGUGAACUGCAAGGUAUGCAAGAGUAAGGAAGUUUCUGUUCUGAUAAUGCCUUGCAGACACUUGUGCCUUUGUAUAGAUUGCUGUGUUUUCAUUGAUGUUUGCCCUGUUUGUCGAGUGAAAAAGGCAGGAAUUUUACAAGUAUACAUGUCUUGAAGAAAAAAAAAAAAAAAAAACGUGAUUUAAUGAGAUUUGUGAUUAACUAAUAUGGAAAGAAUUUUUUUUGUAAAAACUGCCUCGAUAGUUUGUUGAUUAUCUUUGAAGAAAGUGAAAGAAAAUCAACGAUAAAAUUAGCAAUGUCGGUUUUAUGGGUUGAUCAGAAGUUUGUUGAUAAGAGUUUAUGGAAAAUAGUAUGCAAAAUUUUGAACUUGUAUAUGUAUAUAUUUUAUUUAUUACUUAUAUAACUCCAAAAAUAAAAAAUGAGACCUAUCAAAGAUACUAGUUGGUUGAUCGUGAAGACAUGUUAUGUGUAAUAUUAAUUGUUAAAUUUCUCUGACAACAAUAACUAUGUCUUUUAAGCCCAAAAAAUAUAUAUAAAUUUCAUGAAUUUUUUUCACAUUUACAAUUAAAACUCAACAUAAAACCUUGAAUUAUGAUGUAUGAACCACUUCUAUCAUCAUCAAAGAUGCAUGAAAACAUGCAAAGCUAGUCAACUUUCAACUCCAACAAUUUAGUUAACAAACUCAAUUUUUUCCACAUGACCAAAAUCUUUAAAGACAAUGGAUUUAGGGGGUGUUUGGUAUACUUAUUUUGGGCCUAGGUAAUAGUAUCAUUUAAUUCAAUUCAUUACUCAUUGUUUGUUAUGUGAUAUGUGUAGCCCAAUCCGUU
Molecule: messenger RNA, 1841 nt
Organism: Amaranthus tricolor (Joseph's coat)
Lineage: Eukaryota; Viridiplantae; Streptophyta; Magnoliopsida; Caryophyllales; Amaranthaceae
Product: E3 ubiquitin-protein ligase BOI-like
Exons: 4
Coding region: 204-1169 (321 amino acids)
Molecular function (GO): ubiquitin-protein transferase activity
Source: RefSeq, a predicted model, not a curated record